Carassius carassius (crucian carp) is the source of this 1363-nucleotide messenger RNA. RefSeq names its product protein FAM107B. The record is from RefSeq and is a predicted model, not a curated record. Gene Ontology annotation, cellular component: neuron projection; stress fiber; synapse. Bases 257 to 847 code for a protein of 196 amino acids. The transcript is spliced from 5 exons. NCBI's taxonomy places the organism in Eukaryota, Metazoa, Chordata, Actinopteri, Cypriniformes, Cyprinidae. Gene Ontology annotation, biological process: actin filament bundle assembly; actin filament polymerization; regulation of actin cytoskeleton organization.
AGCCAAAGAAUCUCAGAGAGACUUAGUUAUUAUAAUCUAAUCCAACUAGUCACUUUUGCUGGACUACCCCGCUGCUGUCAAGGUGCCAGGGAGAGCGAGAGGGCUUUUCCGUCUGCACCUCCUCCCUCCUUCCCUCCUUGCUAGAGCCGAAGUGGACACAGCUCCAGUCGAGGAGAGGAGAAGAAUUCGGAAUCAGAAGGAAAUCUCUGGGGUCUGGGCCUAGCACACACACACACAGCAGCCCCAAAGUGUCAGCAUGGGGGCGUCCUAUGGCAAGAAACAGAAGACAUACAACAUUAAGCAGCAGAGUGUGAAAAACGGAAAGCACCUGAAUGGAGUGGCCUCAGCUUAUGCAGAUAUCCAAUGGGAACAGCCUCAUCAGCCGAGAAACCCGGACAGGGAUCUAUUCGGUUACCCUCAUCGUGAGAUCCCCCCACUGGCCAGUUAUGCUCCUCAGCCUGAUUACAUGACAGAGGAUGAUGAUCUCAUCAAGCCUAAAAAGCUGAUUAAUCCAGUGAAAGCCUCUAAAAGCCACCAGGAGCUUCAUCGGGAGCUGCUUAUGAACCAUAAACGAGGUACUGUUGUGGAGAACAAGCCAGAAUUGCAACGUGUGUUGGAGCAAAGGAAGAGAGAGCAGAUGAUAAAACAAAAAAAGCAGGAGGAGGAGGCCAGGAGGAAAAUCUCUCCAUUGGAACAGGAGCUUCUCAAGAGACAACAGAAACUAGAGGAGCUGGAGAAGGAGCAAGCAAGAUUAGAGGACAGCAACUGCAAUGCUCCGGAAUUCAUAAAAGUGAAGGAAAACCUGAGACGAACAUCGUUUACAAGUUCUGGAGAGAAUGAGGUGUAGGGGCGGAAACAAAGACUGGAUCCAUGUGUAUCUGUGCACAGCCUUUAACAUAGAGAGCUGCUGCAGCUCCUAAACACCACCCACACGACUCUGCUUCUCUACUUCCUGUCUCCUGUCCACACCAACAAAACACUCACCUCUCUCUGUAGGAGUUUCAGAGAGGUCAGAGAUAAGGACACGACCCAAAGGGCCUCUGCUACACCUUCCCAUUAUAAAAAGGUUGAUGCUUAAGAGGAUUCAGGAGACUGCCAAGAGAAAAAUUGUGUUUUUUCUGCUCUGGGUCAGACUUGAUGGGUUAAAGAUUAACUGUCCAGGAUGCUUAUGAGUUUGUUCGUAUGCAUGGAUGGACAGCUAUGUUCUGGUUCUGCCACAUUAGAUGAAAAGGUGAAAACAAGGUACAGAGGGGUUAGUUUCAGAGUGAAAAACAGGCUAUUUCUCUCUAAAUGACAGGCAGAACAUAUAUAACAAAAGGCGGCGAUUACACAAACAAUAUCAGUAUUAUAGGCAAAUUGUUUU